AUGAAGAACUUAUACAGUACUCAUCCCCAUUUUGUUCGUUGUAUUAUUCCCAACGAGUUCAAAGAACCCGGAGAGAUCGACGCCCAUUUGGUUCUUCACCAGCUUCAAUGUAAUGGUGUAUUGGAAGGUAUCCGUAUUUGCCGAAAAGGAUUCCCCAACAGAAUUAUCUACGGUGAAUUCAAACAGAGGUAUGCAAUUAAUGUGAGACUUUGCUAG
Lottia gigantea (owl limpet) is the source of this 216-nucleotide messenger RNA. RefSeq lists its product as hypothetical. The transcript has a single exon. The record is from RefSeq and is a predicted model, not a curated record. NCBI's taxonomy places the organism in Eukaryota, Metazoa, Mollusca, Gastropoda, Lottiidae. Gene Ontology annotation, molecular function: ATP binding; actin filament binding; microfilament motor activity. Gene Ontology annotation, biological process: actin filament organization; vesicle transport along actin filament. Bases 1 to 216 code for a protein of 71 amino acids. Gene Ontology annotation, cellular component: vesicle; cytoplasm; actin cytoskeleton.